AGCACACUGGCUGCGGGAGGGGGUGGGGAGGACGGGCAGGCCGGAGGGACAAGUGUGUGUGAGGGCUUCAGACGGACGGCGGCUGGCAUUCCUCCUGGCCCCCAAACGCCGGCCGCUGGGCUCUGAGUGGCCCGGGGUGACUCCCAGGCAGGCGUGCUCCUCGGACCCUUGGCCUGCUUUGCACAAGGUGUCGGUCUGUCCAUCUCUCGUGCAGUAACUCCAUCUCAUCCCAUCAUCGUCAUCUCAUCUCAUCUGUCUUCAUCGCCUCCUGUGUCUGCCAUCCACCAGCAUGGCCAUCUCGUCUCGCCUCGCCCUGUGGGAGCAGAAGGAAAGUGGGGCUCUAGCCAGGACUAUCCGCGAGGAGGACAAGAGCCCGCCGCCGUCCUCGCCCCCGCCCCUCUUCUCCGUCAUCCCUGGCGGCUUCAUCCGCCAGCUGGUCCGGGAGACGGAGAAGGAGGCCAAGGAAGCCCGGCGGAAGCGGCAGGCAGCUCUGGCCUCCCCUGAGCAAGGGGCCCCAGAGGCUGCUGCCAGCGAGCCCGACGGCAAGCCCAGAGACCAGCCCAGCGCUGCCUGGCAGCCCGACAUCCCCAGCCAGGAGAGCGGGGGGGCCGUGCCUGCUGACCCCGUGCCCAUGGCCGCCAUCAACGGCGAGAAGCCCCCCGACCCCCCGGCCAAGAGGUCGCAGCCCUUCAGGAGGGGCGUGAGGGGGGGCGACGUGCUGCUGAUGGUGGCCAGGCUGGACCCAGACAUGGCCAAGCCAGAGCAGAGAUCCCCGCUCCGUGACGCCCCCACCUGCAAGACCUCGGCUGCGGCCACAGACCCCGGGGGCGUGCAGAGGGGGGCCCCCCUGGGGCUCCCGCGUGGCUUCCAGGCCGGCGCAGAGGACGUGGCCCCCAAGGGGGAGAAGACCCAGUCUGGGGGUGCUGGGCACCCUAGAAGUAUGGCACUGAACAUGGACAAGAAGGGUCAAGGCCCUGUGGGGCGAGAGGGCAUGCCCCCCCGGAACAAAGGACUGGGAGCAGGGGAGCCCCAAGUCAAAGAGGGGCCAGCAGAGGGGCCACGGCCAGCUGAGAAGGAGGGAGGAGGUCCCCUCAACAAAGCAGCAAAGGGGGGCAUGUCUAAGGACUCUGGGAAGGAGGCUGGCUCCCAGAGGCAGGGGAGGAAGUGGGGGCCAUCCCUGAGCAGAAGGAGCAAUUGGGGUGACACCGAGAAUCAGGGGGCCAGAGAGGCUGAGCUUCCAAGUCAGGGGGAUGGGUCAAGGGGGGCGGGCGGAGCCACAGAGACAGGGGCAGCGCUGAGAAUUGGGGAGAAGGCUGGGGGGGGCCAGAGUGUGCCUGGGAGGAUGGAGGGGUCCCAGGAUGUCCCCGAGAAGCCAAGGGACCCCCAGAGCGUGUCCAAGAAGACAGGGGGACCCCAGGAUGUCCCCGAGAAACCAGGGGAUCCCCAGAGCAUGUCCAAGAAGACAGGGGGACCCCAGGAUGUCCCUGAGAAACCAGGGGACCCCCAGAGCGUGUCCAAGAAGACAGGGGGACCCCAGGAUGUCCCUGAGAAACCAGGGGACCCCCAGAGCAUGUCCAAGAAGACAGGGGGACCCCAGGAUGUCCCCGAGAAACCAGGGGACCCCCAGAGCAUGUCCAAGAAGACAGGGGGGCCCCAGGAUGUCCCUGAGAAACCAGGGGACCCCCAGAGUGUGUCCAAGAAGACAGGGGGGCCCCAGAAGUUUCCUGAAAAUCCAGGGCUCCCCCAGAGUGUGUCCAAAAAGACAGGAGGAUCCCAGAAUGUGUCAGAGGAACCGGGGAGCCCCCAAAGUGUGUCUGGAGAGAUAGAAGGACCCCAGAAUGUGUCUGAGAAACGGAAGGGUGGUCUUAGUGUGUCCAGGGAGGCAGAGGGACCCCAGGGUGGGAUAGAAUUGGGAGGAGCACCCCAGGGUGAGUCCCAGGAGGCAGCUGAGGCUGGGUGGAGGGUACUGAAAGACAGUGGGUCCUCCAAGGUGAGGGGAGGUGGGGAGCCCCCAGCUUCAGCUGGAAGGCAGGGCCUGCCAGACGUCAGAGGGCAGGAGGCAGAGGCAUCCCGUGAGGGGGCCGACCAGGUGUUCUUGGAGCCCGAGUGUCAAGUCCAGGGGCCUGAGCUGCGGGAGGACCAGGACAGGCCCUUGGGGGGCCAGAGCAGAGACUCGAACCAGGCCCCUGAGGACAGAUGGUACGAGGCGGAGAAGGUCUGGCUGGUGCAGAAGGAUGAAUUUGCUCUUGCCACAGUACUGAAACCAGAUGAGGGGACGGCAGACUUGCCAGCGGGAAGGGUGAGACUGUGUCUGGACGCUGACAAGACCAUCAGGGAGGUGGACGAGGACCACGUUCACCGGGCCAACCCCCCCGAGCUGGACCAGGUGGAGGACUUGGCCUCCCUCAUCAGCGUCAACGAGUCCAGUGUGCUGCACACGCUCCUCUGUCGGCACCGGGCUCAGCUCCAUCACACUUGCCUGGGGCCUGACCUGAUCGUCCUCCAGCCCCAGGGGGACCCCAGCCCCGGUGCAGGCAAGGUGCCCGCCCUGGUUGGCUCCCUGGCACGGCGGGCUUACCGUGCACUGCUGAACCAGCGACGGGACCAGAGCGUGGUGGCCCUGGGCCGGAGCGGCGCGGGGAAGACGGCCUGCUGCCGGCAGGUCCUGGAGCAGCUGGUGCUUAUGGCCGGCAGUGUGGACGGCAGGGUCUCGGUGGAGAAGAUCCGGGCGGCCUUCACUGUCCUCCGGGCCUUUGGCUCCGUGACCACAGCCCACAGCCGCAGCGCCACCCGCUUCUCCAUGGUGAUGGCCCUGGACUUCAGCCCCACGGGGCGCGUCACGGCCGCACAGCCACAGACAUUCCUGCUGGAGAAGAGCCUGGGGGCCCGGCCGCCCGAGGGGGAAGGGAACUUCCAGGUGUUCUCCCAGAUGCUGGCGGGACUGGACCUGGAGCUCAGGACGGAGCUGAACCUGCAUCAGCUGGCGGACGGCAAUGCCUUUGGCAUGGGCACCUGGGCCACGCCUGAAGACAAGCAGCAGGCGGCUGAGGCCUUUGCCCGGCUCCGGGCAGCCAUGGACACGCUGGGCAUCGUGGGUAGUGAGCAGCAGGCCCUGUGGAGGGUGCUGGCGGCCAUCUACCACCUGGGUGCGGCCGGCACCUGCAAAGUGGGCCGGAAGCAGUUCAUGUAUUUCGAGGGGGCCAACCGUGCAGCCGAGGCCCUGGGCUGCGGGUAUGAGGAGCUGAACACGGCCACCUUCAAGCACCACCUGCGACAGAUCAUCCGGCAGGUGACCUCAGGGACCAGCCAGCGUCACCCGGGAGAGGAAGACACCAGUCCAGGGCUCAAGAUGACGGGCGUGGAGUGCCUGGACGGCGUGGCCUCGGGCAUGUACCAGGAGCUCUUUGCAGCCGUGGUCUCGCUCAUUAACAGGUCCUUCUCCUCCCCGCUCCUGUCCGUGGCCUCCAUCAUGGUGGUGGACUCUGCCGGCUUCCAGAACCCACGGCACCAGGGCAGGGAGCGGGCGGCCGGCUUCGAGGAGCUUUGCCGCAACUAUGCCCAUGAACGCCUGCAGCUGCUGGGCCACCAGCGCACCUUCCUCUCCCCGCUGGAGCGAGCCCGGGAGGAAGGCGUCCCCGUGCGGUUCGAAGCCCCUGAGUCACCCCCUCAGACCACGGUGGCCCUGCUGGAUCAGAGUCCCUCCCAGCUCCAGGAGAAGUGUGUGGAGGAGCUGGCUGCUGUCCGGCUGACCCUGCAAGGUGACCUGGAGACGUCCAUUCGGCGCAUAGCAGACCUGCAGGCGGCCCUGGUGGAGGCCGCGUCCAGUGACAGUGAUGACGAGAGCGUGAAGACGGCGGUGGACUAUGGUGGCAAGAAAGAGACGGACACGGCCUCCUCGUUCUGCUCCCAGGCUGAGGGGAGCCUGCAGUCCUGGCUAAGCUGUACUCUGUCGCUGCCCCCAGACGCCCUGAGGACACCCUCCCGACAGUCAGCUCUGAGCACCCACAGCCUUGGCUCCCGGCUGGAUGAGGAGGCCGGGGACGCCACGAGGACCCCAUGCUUCCUGAACCAGGCCGGAGACGUGCGGAGCAAGACAUCGGGCCUCUCCUCCCUGGGCCACCAGAAGCCCUGUCCCUCUGGGGACAGUAGGGGGCUGCGGCGAGACGGCAGAAUCCCGUCCCCCGCGGGCAGUGACAAGCUGCCCAGCCCUUCAGCUGCUCUCUCGGAGUUCGUGGAGGGGCUGCGGAGGAAGAGAGGCCAGCGGGGCGGGGGCCCGGAGCUGGGCCUGGAGGACUGGCCCACCGUCCCCAACUACCGGACCACAGGGGCCGCCUCACUGAGGAGGGCCAGGGUGGCCAGCGAGCGGGGAGCCCCCUCCCCGACAUCUGGUGGGGGCUCUCCCCUGGAACCGGUGGGUGCCGCCUCUGCCGGGAAGUCCCCCUGUCUCCUGCGGUCCAGCAGCCUGAGAUGCAUCCCUCUGGGGGGUGGGGAAAGGAGCCCCCUAUUCCCCGAAAGCCAGAAGACCCGCUUUAGCUCCUGUGACUCCCUCCUGGAGUCAACCCCGGCCACGCCUGUGGACAGGCUCCUGUCACCCACCCUGUGUCCUCGGCGGCGCUGUCUGGAGGCCUCCCUGGAGGAGGCAGGCUUCCCAGAACUGGGGAAGGAGCCGCUGGUCUUUCAGAACCGCCAGUUCGUGCACUUGACGCAGGACGGCCCGACCAGCGGCCCCUUCAGCUGGCGGCAGAGGGAGACCCGGGUGGAUCUUGACAACUUCCUCCCGGCCAUCCGGAUGCCAGGGAUGCCUGCAGACGGGCUCGACCGGCCACAGCAGCCCAGCAUCCACUUUGAGACGGAAGACGCCGACUGCAGCCUCCUGGCGGGCAUCCAGACAGCACCGAGGGAGAGCCUGGGGGCCAGGGAGGACCCCGCACACCUGUCCGACUCAUCCUCUUCCUCGUCCCCGGGCCUGUCCUUCAAGAGACCCGGAAGCAUCAGGCCCAGGAUCCCCCGGCCGGAGGGGGACGGCGGGGAGACAACAGCAGCGCCCCAGGACAGGGAGUGUGGGGCAGGGAGGAGGGACGAGGACGUGGAGAGCAUCAUGAAGAAGUACCUGCAGAAAUAGCCACCACAGGUGAGACUGGGG
Molecule: messenger RNA, 5143 nt
Organism: Erinaceus europaeus (western European hedgehog)
Lineage: Eukaryota; Metazoa; Chordata; Mammalia; Eulipotyphla; Erinaceidae
Gene: MYO18B
Product: myosin XVIIIB
Cellular component (GO): myosin complex
Molecular function (GO): cytoskeletal motor activity; ATP binding
Source: RefSeq, a predicted model, not a curated record